GUGAGCGCCGAAACUGUCAGAAUCUCAAAUUCUCAGGGCCGUAGGCUGCACAAACAUGUCGGGGUAUUCAUCGGAGGAACCAACGGGAUCGGAGAAAGUACGGCGAAGGAAUUCUUCAUUAGGACGGCGAGUCCCAAGGCGUACAUUGUUGGCAGGAACAGAGAACGAGGAGAGCGUUUGUGCAAAACCCUCCACGGCCUCAACUCCGAAGGCACGGCCAUUUUCAUCCAGGCCGACGUUAGUCUCCUGAAGAACUGCGAUGAACUAUGCGAGGACCUCAAGCGACGUGAGAAGAAGAUUCACUUCCUCAUACUCACAGCGGGAUACAUGACGCUUAAGGGGCGGAAUGAGACCCCCGAAGGAAUCGAUCGCAAGAUGUCCGUCAACUACUACUCACGAGUACGUUGCACAUUACACCUGAUGCCACUUCUCGAAGCAGCAUCGAAAGCGAAUGAAUUGUCUCGGGUCAUCACAGUUCUGGCCGCCGGCUCCGAAGCUGACGUACGAGUGGACGACCUCGACCUGAAGCACAAUUUCUCUCUUCAAGCAUGUCUCGCGCACUGUGUGCUCAUGAACGACUUCGCAAUCGAAGAGCUCGCCAAACGAUAUCCCGGCACAUCCUUCAGCCACUCAUACCCCGGAACCGUCAAGACCGGCAUCGCAAACGAACUCACAGGAGUCGUCCGACUCGCUGUCAAAGUCCUCUACGCCGUCAUGACGCCCUGGAUCCUCAACGUGCAGGAUUCCGGCGAGCGACACUUCUUCCAGAUGACGAGCAACUGCUAUCCUUCGAAACAGGGUGCAGCGGGCAUCCCAAUCCCUGAUGGACUAUCUCCGAUGCGAGGAACGGACUUUGUGCCGGGUAGUGGAGCCUACCUCCUCGACUGGGAUGGCAAGGCGACGGGCGAUGAAAAGGUGCUGAAGAAGUAUCGAGCGAUGAACUUUGGGCAGACGGUGUGGGAUCAUACGAUGGCAAUAUUCGCUCAGGCGGACAGGACGAUGAGGAAGGAUUCGAAGCGACCUGCGGAUGGGGAGGCGGAGGGGGCAGGUAGGUCGAUUCCGAAUCCGGUGGGUUGGAGGCCGUCGUCUUGA
Zymoseptoria tritici IPO323 is the source of this 1092-nucleotide messenger RNA. RefSeq lists its product as uncharacterized. Gene Ontology annotation, biological process: secondary metabolic process. The annotation marks the transcript as partial. The transcript has 3 exons. Lineage: Eukaryota; Fungi; Ascomycota; Dothideomycetes; Mycosphaerellales; Mycosphaerellaceae. The record is from RefSeq and is a predicted model, not a curated record.